AAGGGUUAAUCACCCUUCCUUUCUUCCGUGGCGAAGGCAUAAGACGGACCCAGAUAAAGGCACAAGAUCAGUGAAAGCGUGCUUUGCCUUGCCUUGCCAUUGCGAGUCUCGUUGCACGGCAUCGAAUCGCUGCCUAGCGGCAUGCCGCAUCUCUCUCGCUGUCGAUCAAUCACCGCCUAUUGCUCCUCUCAAUCUCGCAAUUCGUUGUCCUCUCCGCCUUGCUGCCCAAUUCUGCGCCGAUGUCUGGGUUUCAGAAGUUGGGUUUCUGUGGAUUGUAGCGUUGGGUGGGUUGGACGAAAGCGUUGCGCUUGCGCUUGGGCUUGUCGAUGGGCGAGGGUUAGGUCGAUGUGAAUUGCGGCAGGAGCGGUGCUGAUUGUGGCACUGAGAUGUGUGCCAAGAGAGAGUGAGCGAGAUUUAUUGGUUCGAGAGUUUUGUUGGCGUCUGAAGAGGUUUAGGGUAUGCGGGGUUGGCACUUGGAUCCAAUGUGAGGGGAGGGGGGGGGGGGAGUUGUUGGGGGAGAAGCAAGCAUGGUGGUGGCCUCUCGAUGAGCGGCGUGCGAGGGAGAGGACGGGGUGGGGGAAGCAGCGGGAUAGGGAGGAGGGGGAGGCGGACGGUGAUGUGGUGCACGCUAUGCAGGAAUUGUAUCGUCGGAGCAAUUAGGUCUGUAUCUCUCUGCGGCAAUUGACAUCAACCGCGGCUAAUUUGUGGUGCAUUAAGGAGCGUUUCAAAUUGAAUCGAGUUCCGAAGUGGAUAUUGAAUCGCCUUUUAGCAAGUUGGGGUUGAUGGGGUUGUGUACUUUAAGGAUGCGUGAGGCGGUGCCGUGAUUUUCAGUCGCUUAUUCGAUCCAUUAGGAUUGCAGAGAACUUACAGCAUUGUGCGCUUGUUCUACUUUGCACUGAUGAGGACAGUUUGAACCUCGAGAGCAAAGUAGUUGGGUAGUUUGGGUGGGUGGUACAUGGUGUAAAUGAUAUCAAGACCGAGAGUAGAUGUCGAGAACUGGCCAUCCAUGAGCGUUCUGGUCAGCCCUAAGUCUUUCUAUGCAGAUCGAUUAUGUCAUCGUUUUUAUCAUUGUUAUUUGGGCCAUGGCAGUGGAAAAUGAUUGCAUUUCGGCCUUAUAUAUUGAAGAAAUUGUACAAACCAAUGUUGAGAGUUCUCAGAGUGUAACUAGCAAAGAUGCUGAAUGUGAAGCAACAAGUCUCAUUCCUGGCCUACCCAACGACCUAGCCCUGCAGUGUCUGGCCCGAGUACCACGGAGGCAUCACUUGAGUCUACGAUGUGUGUGUAAAGAAUGGCGCAAUAUGAUUGCCAGUGAGUACUACUAUUCUCUACGAAAGAGAUUGAAGCUGACCGAAGGUUGGAUCUAUGCUUUCAGCCGGGAUUACUUUGAAUGCUUGCACUGGCAUGUGUUGGAUCCAGUUACUCGGUUGUGGAAGGAGCUUCCUAGCAUGCCCGGCGAUUGCUUACGCAGAUAUGGUGUCACUUGUUCAGUCGUGGAAAGGGAACUCUACGUCAUGGGCGGGGGCGGUAAGUUUCACGUUCCUAGCCCCGAAGUCUACAAAUACGACCCAGUGAAAAAUGAGUGGACAGAAGCUGCUGCAAUGGAGACAGCCCGCUGCUAUUUUGUUAGCGGUGCUCUUAAUGGCCGUCUCUACGCUGUUGGGGGUAUGGGUGUCACCUCUUCUGCUUUAACGUCUUGGGAAGUUUUCAACCCUGAGACAAACGAAUGGUUUUUCCGAGAAGAUCCAAACGUUGUGUCUGACUUGGGGGAGUCACUUGUAAUGGAUGGUAAGAUCUAUGUACGACAUGUGAGCGCUUGUCCAGGUUAUAUGGGUUCAUAUGCUGCAGUGUUCGAUCCUGUUGAGAGUUCGUGGGCAGCUGUUGAUAACGAUAUGAUGAAAAAGUGGUGCGGCCCAACAGCCGUCACCGGAAAUGAUGUGUAUAUGCUUGAUCAAUCUUUCGGUAUCAAGCUCAUGGUGCUGGACAAGGAGUCAGGGGAAUGGGGUCGUAUCGGACGUUUCUCGCCACAUUCCAUCAGGUUGCCUUGCAGACUCGCCGCAAUAGAGAAGAACUUGUACGUCGUCGGCCGGGGUUUGAAGACGCUUGUUUUGAACACCGAAAAGACUGGCAUUGUUAGUGGUGGAAUGUUAGUGGCAUCAACAAUCAAUGGUUUGCCAGAUUCUGAAGACGUUGUUUUAAGCUGCCAUGUCAUAGAGCUAUGAUCUAACCUUAUUCAGUUUCACGAAGCCCGACAGGGCUUAAAAUGGCGACCAUGCUAACUGGUCUCAGGAUUUACUCAUUUCAGACUUGCUCUCGUAACCUAAUUGGAAAUCUGACUGAUUCGAAAUUUGCCAUCACUAGUCUUUAAAUGGACGCUGUAGGGUUCAUGAGCUUGCUGGUGAAUGUUCGACGCAAAUACUCUUUUGUAGCACGCAGCGCUUUUUAUUUAUACAUUUGAUUCUCCUCUUCUGGCACUUAGCUAAGCUCAAAAUAAGCGCUGCAGCUAUGUACAGUUGCGACAUUACUCUUUCAGUUUGUUGUAAGCAAAGACUGGAAGUUUAGUAGGGUACUUUCAGUCCUUUUGGGGAAAGCUCACGCUUGUAAGUUAUUCUAAGAUUUUUUAACAAGCUGUAGUAACAAGUUGUCAGAGUAGCUGCUCUA
Messenger RNA from Physcomitrium patens, 2658 nucleotides. The record is from RefSeq and is a predicted model, not a curated record. Lineage: Eukaryota; Viridiplantae; Streptophyta; Bryopsida; Funariales; Funariaceae.